This is a messenger RNA of Coregonus sp. 'balchen', 1127 nucleotides long. The record is from the annotation of a GenBank genome assembly. Lineage: Eukaryota; Metazoa; Chordata; Actinopteri; Salmoniformes; Salmonidae.
UUGCAAGACACCAGUGCCUGGACUGCUGCUGAUUAAUUGAAGGACUUACUUGAAUUUGGCAAAUACUGAUUGAAUACAGUAAACUCUGUCAUGAGUUGGAAAUCCUGGGUCACUCAAAUAUGUUUUGUUUCAAUCCUGUUCUUCAAGGGAUCUUAUUCUGGUAAAACCCAUUUCUAUGGUACCUUAUUUUACUGUCAAUGGUAUGUAACUACUUAAAUGUAAGGAGUAAUGUGUAUCUGAUCAAAAGUGUCACUGUAAUCAUGAUCUCUUAGAUGGGGUAGUGAGACUGUCUGUGUCCCUGUCUGUCUAUAGUUAAAUUUGAGAUCAAGGUUCCCAGUGAGCCCCAGCUUGCCAUCGUGGGGCAGCAUGUGGUACUAGACUGCAGUUUUUCUGUGGGAAAGGUCUGGGACCUGGGCAGCAGUGUGAUCACGUGGCAGAGAGGCCUGGAGGUGAUCCACAGCUUCUACCACGGUCAGGACCAACUGGACAGACAGAACAGUCAUUAUGCCAACAGAACCAGCCUGUACCACUCAGAGAUGAAGAGGGGUAAUGCCUCUCUCAGGCUGGACCAUACCAACCUGGGGGACAAAGGAGACUAUACCUGCUCUGUGAGCACAAUGCUGGGCAGUCAGAAGAAGACCUUUCCCCUGAAAUUAGCAGGUGUGAUACCAUAUUGAACAUUAUUUUCCGCUUUGUGGACUGAAAAUGACUGAUGUCCUAGAAAAGCACUGUUCUUUGUCACACUAAUUAGGGUUCCUUGUGAUGUACAAUGCUUACUGAGAUACUGUAUAUUCUUUCAUGCCAUUAAACGGUGUCCAUGGCCUCUCAUUUCAGCAUACUACCCUGAGCCACAGCUGAAGUUCACAGCAUCUCCAAGCGAUAUGGAGCUAGUCUUGACCUCACAGGGAGGGUACCCCCGACCCUCGGUGCAGUGGCUGGAUGACAGCGGUGAUGAUGUCACUAAUAAAACAGUCAUACAUCUUUUAGAGGACACACAUGGACUAUACUCUGUCUUCAGUACACUGACCCUACAUGGUCCAGUCAACGAGACCUUCACCUUCGUCCUGAAGAACAAAGACCUGGGACAGGAGAUCAUGAGAGAGAUCACACUUCACUCAGGUAUAUAG